Copidosoma floridanum is the source of this 1365-nucleotide messenger RNA. It is a transcript of the gene Tsp5D, whose product is annotated as Tetraspanin 5D. Lineage: Eukaryota; Metazoa; Arthropoda; Insecta; Hymenoptera; Encyrtidae. Gene Ontology annotation, cellular component: plasma membrane. The record is from RefSeq and is a predicted model, not a curated record.
AGUCGACCGGCACUCUUUUCUCCGCUCGCGGCCGCGGUUGCAAACACUGCGCCGGUGCGUGCGCCGGGCAAACAUACAGUGACGCUUGGGAUACAUCGGUGCGGGCUCUAGUGUGCUCCGUUGCCUUUGAAAUUUUCCGCUUCUUUUUUUCUUUCUCUCGCGUGUUAGUUUGGUUUUUUUUUUUAAGGGGGUUUUCUCAGUUCUCUGCGGAAGAUGAAGAUGCCGAAGAGCGCCGAAGAGUAAACCAGUUAAAACACCGGAGGUAUACUUCAAUCACCUACUCGGAAAAGCUCGCAAAGGACCAGUUACCGGUAUCCCGGGCAUCAUGGGUCGGACCGGCUACACGUGCAUCAGGCACGUCUUUUGCUCGCUAAAUGUCCUCCUUUGGCUGUGCGCCUGUGGUAUGCUCGGAGCCGGCCUUUGGAUGAGAUUCAACUAUCCGUACCAGUACGGCACCCUAGUGCCGCAGCACACCUACGCGUCUCUGGACGUCCUCGUCCUCGCGACUGGAGGCAUCACCUUCGUCGUCGCCUUCUUCGGAUGCUGUGGCGCCUGGUUUCAAUCCCGGUGUCUCCUCAUCACGUACUUUAGCUUGAUAAUCCUGCUGUUUUUGGCUGAAUUCAUGCUGGGUGCCCUGGCCUUUGUCUUCAAGGACCAAAUAGCGGCGAAUCUCAAGUCCGAGCUGCUCCAGGGGAUAACCGAGCACUACACCGACAGGGACGUACACGAGACCGGGACUUUUGCCAACUUCUGGGAUACCAUACAGACCAAUUUCCACUGCUGCGGCGUGAACAAGUACUACGAGUGGUACAACAUCAAGGCGUGGCCGGGCGAGGAGCGAGUCCCGGAUUCGUGUUGCAGGGUGCGCGAGCGGUACUGCGGCAAGCAGUACGACAACGAGGAUAGGCAGUUGAAUUGGUGGCAGGAGGGCUGCGCCUCGGCCGUCCAGCUUUGGCUGGUCCAGGGGCUGCACUUUGUCGGGACCGUUGGCCUAGUCGUCGGCUCCGUCCAGCUGUUCGGCCUCAUCGCCAGCAUGAUACUGUUCUGCACGGUCAGGCACAAGCGAUCGACGCACACCUACAAAACUCGUCGAUCGUUACAGCAAGGCGGGCGAGAUCAAGCUCUGCCGGUUCUGGAUGAGGGACAACUUUUGAGAUAUUGGUGACGACGAUAUUACGACAAAGACUACCCAUGUAGCCUUGCCCCUCCCCGACGAUCGACCAUCACGACAAUCGACUGCCCAACCGUUACGACGCCACUUUUGUUUUAACUUUACCAUAUGAGCCAGAUAUUAAUGAACCGCGCCUUUCGACCCACUUGGUGAACUUUUCUUUACAGUUUCGUUGCUUUCUUUCCUUUUUUUUU